GGGAGCGGUGAAAGCUGUGUUCGAAAGUUUCUGUUAAAUAUGUCAUAUUCCCAUGGAAAACUUAAGAAAAUCUAAUGGUGCUUCUUGUACGUUUUCAUCCCUGAAGUUAGAAGUGAAGCCCACAGAAUGCUUGGUGUUUAUGGUACAUGUCUUUUAAUCACCUAUGUCAGCUGACAAACCACAAAACUAUUAGCAACCUACUAUGUUGCAUCAUCAAACUGUACGAGUGCUCAUUGAGAGGUUUAGCUCAUGAAACUUCAUUUGUAAAGAAUACUUCCUGUUGAGGAAUGUCACCAAAGAUGCAAAUCCUAUGGGUAGGAAUCCUAUGGGUAUAUUGUAUAUGAUGUCCUAUGGGUAGGAAUCCUAUGGGUGUCUUAACUUUAAAUAUCUAGUCUACCAGCAUCCAUGGUGAUCGUCUUCAGAGUCAGCGUAAGCAAGCUUCGUGACUUCAGAAAUGGUAUUAGGAAUAUUCUCGUGGUGACUAAUGUUGCUGUCCGUGGUAUAGAUAUUGCCAGCGUCAACUAUGUCGUAAAUUAUGACUUGCCAACUGAUAUUGAAGAGUAUGUUCAUCGUGUUGGUCGAACGGGCUGCGUGGGAAAUGUUGGAAAAUCAAUAAGCUUCUUCGACCAAGAAAGAGAUGGCCCUAACGCUGGAAAGUUUGUGUCUUUUUUAACUAAGUCCAACGCCGAUGUCCCGCCAUUCAUGCAAGCGAUGGUCUCAGGUGUGAGUGGAAUGGGUUACGACUUUAGCGCCCCUUCGACUCAAGGGGCUUUGCUAGUCGAGAUAUGCGCCGAGCAAGUUUAGACCUAGGUAGUUCUUAUUAUUUGUAGAUCUAAUUUAAUCUAUUCGCAGUUCGGCGAUAAACCUGGAUUUGCUGCCUUGCCUACUGAAGUUGAAGAGAGUUGGGAUUAACUCAAUGUCGUUCACUUGGUUGGUUUAUUUCGAGUAAUCCAAAACCAAAAUUCUUAUCGAAGAACAUCUUGGAACUUACAUGCAAUGUCUGUUUGAAAAUUUUAUUACGUGUUUAUUUUGCUGACCAUAUACUUGAAUGUAGAACAAA
This is a messenger RNA of Daphnia carinata, 1060 nucleotides long. Its product is annotated as ATP-dependent RNA helicase vasa-like. Gene Ontology annotation, cellular component: P granule; nucleus. NCBI's taxonomy places the organism in Eukaryota, Metazoa, Arthropoda, Branchiopoda, Diplostraca, Daphniidae. The record is from RefSeq and is a predicted model, not a curated record. Gene Ontology annotation, biological process: gamete generation; cell differentiation. The coding region runs from base 406 to 804 and encodes 132 amino acids. The transcript is spliced from 4 exons. Gene Ontology annotation, molecular function: RNA binding; RNA helicase activity.